This is a messenger RNA of Xylona heveae TC161, 1470 nucleotides long. Its product is annotated as D-amino-acid oxidase. NCBI's taxonomy places the organism in Eukaryota, Fungi, Ascomycota, Xylonomycetes, Xylonales, Xylonaceae. Gene Ontology annotation, molecular function: FAD binding; D-amino-acid oxidase activity. The coding region runs from base 301 to 1386 and encodes 361 amino acids. The transcript has 7 exons. The record is from RefSeq and is a predicted model, not a curated record.
AUAUUUUCCCUUGAUCCUCGCUCGUCUCUUUCCUGUGGCCCCUCCCUCUACCGUAUCAUCUCUUUAAAAUCUGGGGAACAUUCGGAGAACCCUUCCCGACUUAUAAUGCACUAAGUUUCCGUUUAGAACCAAAGUAGAUUAAUGUCAAGAGAUAACUGACUAGCUCCAAUUUAACGUACUUGUACAAAAGCUGUGGACGUUCUCCUUGAAACGUCUGUGACGGCGUCAUAUCCCUUCUGAGAUAUCAGCAGCUGUUGACUAUUUGAAUUGUGUAAUUGAUCCUUCAAAUAGUUGCCCACUAUGGCAGAAUCAAACAUCACUGUUCUUGGCGCUGGGGUCGUAGGGCUCACAACCGCAUUACUCCUGUCCAAGAAUCCCAACUACAAUGUCACUGUCGUUGCCAAGCAUAUGCCUGGUGAUUUUGACAUUGAGUAUACGUCGCCAUGGGCUGGCGCUAACAUGUUCCCGAUGGCUGCUCGCAAUACGCCCGCCAUGGAAUACGAGAAGAAUACUUGGCCUGAACUCGCUCACCUGGCCAAGAAUGUUCCUGAAGCAGGAAUACAUUUCCAAGAUACAAAAAUAUUCAACCGCAAAUCCGACGUUGGAUCAGAAACAGAAAAGUGGUUUGCAGAGCUGCUGGGCCCCAAUCCUUGGUUCAAGGAUGUUCUCCCUAAUGUGCACGAGCUCGACAAAUCUGAGCUCCCGUCGGGAUAUGACUCAGGAAAAGGCUUUACUACGGUGUGCAUUAACAUCCAGAUAUAUUUGCCCUGGCUUGCUUCACAGUGUUUGAAAAACGGAGUUGUUAUUAAACGUGGGAUUGUGUCCCAUAUUACAGAUGCAGCCAAUCUCCAUCAUUCUGGCAAGAAAGCCGACUUGGUGGUAAACUGCACCGGCUUGGGUGCGGCGAAGCUGGGCGGCGUUGAAGACAAAAACGUCAUACCUGUACGUGGUCAAAUCGUGCUUGUACGGAAUGACCCCGGGGGCAUGUAUGGUACAUCUGGAACAGAUGAUGGCGAAGCUGAAAAUACGUACAUUAUGAAGCGCGCCGGAGGUGGGGGCACGAUCCUGGGUGGAUGUUAUCAAAAAGGCAAUUGGGACUCACAGCCGGAUCCAAAUCUGGCCGUCCGGAUCAUGAAGAGAUGCGUCGAUCUGUGCCCAGCGCUGACGGGCGGGAAGGGCAUUGAAGCGCUGAGUGUCAUUCGGCACGGAGUAGGAUUGAGGCCGCUUCGAGUGAAUGGGGUUCGCUUAGAGAAAGAGAGCAUCCAGGGUCUUCGAGUUGUUCACAAUUAUGGACAUGCAGGGUUCGGAUACCAAGCCUCGUAUGGGUCUUCUCAGGUGGCAGUGAAGUUGGUUGAUGAGGCCUUGGCAGCUUCUCCCAAGCUAUAAGAUCAAAAAAGCUUGGAAUUUGAAUAUUUAUCAUAUAUCAUAGCAGAGCUUUCAUUGUUUCCUGGGGUAGUGUAAAGAUAGACA